Oncorhynchus mykiss (rainbow trout) is the source of this 2561-nucleotide messenger RNA. Its product is annotated as growth factor receptor-bound protein 10. The record is from RefSeq and is a predicted model, not a curated record. Lineage: Eukaryota; Metazoa; Chordata; Actinopteri; Salmoniformes; Salmonidae. Gene Ontology annotation, molecular function: methyltransferase activity; 2-oxoglutarate-dependent dioxygenase activity; insulin receptor binding. Gene Ontology annotation, biological process: negative regulation of insulin receptor signaling pathway; negative regulation of Wnt signaling pathway; insulin receptor signaling pathway.
AGUUUUCCUUCUUGUGUGUGUUAAACUUGUGGCAGUCAGCUGUUGGAUGUGCAGUGUUAGAUGUGUGUGUGUGUGUGUGUGAGUGGAUGUUGUGUGUGACUGUGUACCCAGCUCAAUAGGACAACGUGAGAGAUAACUACAGGAGAUUUUCCCAUUUGUUGUCCUUUUAUCUAAAGGAAUAGCCUACCGACACCGAUUGUCACGCGCUCCCCUCUCUUGGCUCCCUGUGUUUCAGCUCCCUGCGUUUCUGUGUGCUAGUCCAGCAGGUCUCGAGGUAUCUGGUCAGUGGAGUGAGAAGUAAAUGUGAUCUCCAGAACCGGAGCCUGCAGAAGGAUAACAUGGCCCUAGCCGGGUGUCCAGACUACUUCCUCCUCCAAUCUAACUUCCAGGAAACUGUGGACCGGACUUCCUCCCACAGACCGGACGAUUUGAAUGGUCAAGGGUUUCAACUCUCUGCCCAUCGGAACUCCGACCACCAAGAUGAUGUGGAUCUGGAGGCGUUGGUGAAUGACAUGAACUCCUCUCUGGAGAGUCUCUACUCCAGCUGCAAUACCCACACAGAGACGGCCCCGCUGCUGCACAACAGUCACGUGCACACCCCUCAUCACGGGCACGCUCCUCAUCGGCGCGGCCCUCGCUCCCAGCGCCCUACGCCCCCUAUUCCCCUCUCCUGCCCCCAAGAGAGGCUGUGUCGCUCUCAGCCCGUACACAUCAACGCCUUCAUGAGGCUCCAGGAGGAGCAGCAGCAGUGUCGUCCCUCCUCUCUCCCUGCCGUCAUCAACCCCUUCCCUGAACUCUGCACCCCCACUGGCUCUCCCAUCCUCGGCCUCAUACACACCACAGACAACCAUAUCAUCAAGGUGUACAGUGAGGAUGGAGCAGGGAAGGUGGUGGAGGUGCCGGCUGAUAUGAGGGCCAGAGACGUGUGUCAGCUCCUGGUCUAUAAGAGCCACUGUUUGGACGACAACAGCUGGAGCCUGGUGGAGCAUCACCCACUACUGGGCCUCGAGCGCUGUCUGGAGGACCAUGAGUUGGUGGUUCAGGUUCAAGCCUCUAUGACCAGUGACAGUAAAUUCCUCUUCAGGAAGAACUAUGCCAAAUAUGAAUUCUUCAGGAACCCCCUGAACUUCUUUCCGGAGCAGAUGGUGGCAUGGUGUCAGGUAUCUAACGGCUCCAUCCCCCAGUCACAGCUCUUACAGAACUUCCUAAACUCCAGCAGCUGUCCUGAGGUGCAGGGGUUCCUCUAUCUGAAGGAGUCUGGCAGGAAGUCCUGGAAGAGACUCUCCAUGUUCCUCAGACGCUCUGGACUCUACUACUCCACUAAAGGAUCCUCCAAGGAGCCCAGACACCUCCAGUUGUUGUCAGACCUGGAGGACAGUAGUGUGUUCACAGUGACCACAGGGAGGAAGCUGCACAACGCCCCCACUGACUACCAGUUCUGUAUCAAGCCCAGUAAGGUGAGGAGUGAGUGCAAGGAGCUGAGGAUGCUGUGCGCCGAAGAUGACCAGAGCAGAACCUGCUGGAUGACUGCCUUCAGACUGUUAAAGUAUGGGAUAUUACUGUAUCAGAACUACAAGAGUCCCCAGCAGCGGAAGUCUCCUGUCUCACACUUCUCAACUCCUGUGAGGAGUGUGUCUGAGAACUCUCUGGUGGCCAUGGACUUCUCUGGCAGGACGGGACGCGUCAUAGAGAACCCUCUGGAAGCACAGAGUGCCGCAGUGGAGGAGGGACAGACAUGGAGGAAACGUGGUCACCGUAUGAAUGCUCUGGGCAGUCCCAGCCUCCUCCACCCAUCUUCUCUCAGCUCAGUGAUCCACAGAACACAGCUAUGGUUCCAUGGUCGCAUCAUUAGAGAAGAGUCCCACAAGAUGAUCAUGCAACAAGGACAAGUAGACGGGUUGUUCCUGCUGAGAGACAGUCAAAGUAACCCCAAGGCGUUUGUCCUGACCUUGUGCCACCACCAGAAGAUCAGACACUUCCAGAUCCUACCGUGUGAAGAGGAAGGUCAGAUGUUGUUCAGUUUGGAUGAUGGCUCCACUAAGUUCACAGACCUGAUCCACCUGGUGGAGUUCUACCAGCUCAACAGAGGGGUGCUGCCCUGCAAGCUCAAACACCCCUGUACCGCCGUUGCCUUGUGACCCUUCACCCCUGACCUCUGACCCGUGAACCAUACGCCUGCCCUCUGGUCUCACUAAACUACCCUCUGUCUGCAGUUAAAUUCUCUACCCCUUGUUCACUAGCUCGUCAAGUGUGCACUUAUUCACUCGUUCCUUGUGGAUUUAAAAGGAAUGGAGUGUUGGAAGCUGAUGGUACAUGCUUAGUUACACCAAUGCUUUUAAAAUGCAUGAGGGGUAGUGAACAAUUGCACACUUUGGGGGGGGAAUUGGAAAGUGGCCACACAGAUAGAUAAAUCGACAGACAAAAAUACAUGUGGUGUACUAUAGUAAUCUGUGGAUCCAACCAAGCCCCUGUUUCCUCCUCCUUCACCCACCUCAGACAGACGAUAGACAGGGGGCUGGUUUCCCCGCACUUCUUUAUUGAUCAUCAGGAAUCGAAUCGAU